AUGACUGGCUAUCCACAACAGCAGCAACAGCAACAGCAGCCUGGUAGCGGCUUCCUACAGCCUCAGCAGACCGGCUACCCCGGCAUGUCGCAAUUCCAAAGACCCAUGCAGACCGGUAUGCCCUACCAGCAGCAGCAACAGCAGCCCCAACAAGGCCUCAUGCCUCAGCAGACGGGUAUGAUGGGUGGCAUGGGUAUGCAACAACUCCGUCCCCAAGCCACAUCCAACUUUCUCUCUUCGGGCCCCUCGGGCAUGGGGAUGGGCAUGGGUAUGGGGAUGGGUAUGAGCGGAGGUGGACUUCAGCCGCAGCAGACAGGCUACAUGGGUGGACUGCAGCCUCAGCAGACUGGCUUCAUGGGUGCCGGCGGCCUUCAGAUGCAGCCCACCGGCCUCAUGCCGCAAAUGACAGGUAUGCCCAUCCGCGACCCGCGUAUGCAGCUCAUGAGCGCUCAGUUCCUGCCUGCCUCGCAGCCCUUUUCCGGCGCUCCUGUAGCCGGCAACAUGAACUUCAGUCAAGCCAGCAUGCAGCCAUCCAACUUUCAGUCGCAGAUCCAGAAUCUCAGCCAGCAGCAGCAAGGCUCGAAGGAGCCUCGCAUUCCGUGGGCGCUUACAAAGGAAGAACGCAAGAGCUACGACUCCAUCUUUCGCGCUUGGGACUCCCAGGGUACCGGCUUCAUCAACGGAGAGGUGGCGCGCGAGGUCUUUGGUCAGAGUGGUCUCGAGACCGACAAGCUCAUGCAGAUCUGGCAUCUUGCAGAUGUAGGCAACCGCGGAAAGCUCAACAUCAACGAGUUCCACGUCGCCAUGGGCCUCAUCUACCGUGCCCUCAAUGGCAAUGAUGUCCCCGAGACUUUGCCGCGCGAGCUCAUCCCUCCCUCAGCUCAGGACCUUAACGACUCGGUCGACUUUCUCAAAGACCUGCUCAAGAAGGACACCAGCGUGCGUCACAGCACCGGUCUCAACAUCCCCGAAGCCGGCUCCAACAGCAACGCUUCGUACGCCAAGGCCCGUUCCUUCCACGAGAACCCAGUCGCACCCAAGAAGGACGCCACCGCUUACAAGCACGACGACGCCGACGUGCCUAGCUACAAGAGCAGCAGUCGUCAUCUCGAUCGCAAGACCGUCCGCUACGAGGGCCAGAGUGCCACCGACGAUCUCAGCGAGAUGAAGCGCCAGCUUGAAAACACGCAAAAGAUGCUCGACAAGCAAGGCGCCGACGAUGAUGAGGACCGCGAACUCGAGCGCGAGAUGGACGACCUGCGCUACCGCAUCCGACGGGUCCAGGACGACAUUGAAUACUACAACCGUCGCGGUGGCCGCGAUUCCGCCGAUUUGCGUCGCAAGGCUGAGCGCGAACUCAUGCAUCUCAUGCACGAGCGUUUGCCUCAGCUCGAAAAGCGAAUCGAAGCCAAGGACAGUCGCCAGCGCGAGCGAGACCUCGAUCAGAGUCGAGCAAGGGACCGUCGCAACGAUCCUUACAGCCGCUACAGCGAUCGCGACCGCCUGCAUGAUGACGAUCGCAACAACAGCCGCUCGGGCUCGGCGCUCGGCGACGGCGAGUAUCUUCGCGGAACGUUUGACCGUGACAGCGACAGGCGUAGAGACGACGAUGAUCGCUACCGCCGCAGAGAUGACAGUAGCGGCCGAUCGACGCCUACAUCCGCAUCGCAACCGCCUCCACCUCCUCCGGCCGCCGCAGCCCCCAAGCCCGCUGCCCCCUCGCCAGCUCCAUCCACCCCUACCGCCAGUUCGGGCGCUCCCAAGAACAUGUCUGCCGAGGAGCGCGCCGCAUGGAUCCGAUCCGAGGCUCAGCGACGUGUGCAGGAGCGUAUGCGCAUGCUCGGUGCCGUCGCCCCAGCUGGACCCGGUGCCGUCGAUACGAGCGUCGAGGAUCGCCUCAAAGCCGAGCAGGCCGAGGCUGCCGCCCGAAGCGCACAGGCUGAUCAGGAAGCUGCGGCUCGUGAAGAGGCCAGGAAGGCCCGCCUCGAGGAGACUCGCCUCCGGACCGAAAAGAGUAGCCUUGCCACGGUCAAGAAGGAGAUCAAGGAAGCCGAAAAGGGCGACAACCCGCCCCCUGCUCCCAUCGUUCAAGCAGCCAAGGAAGAGAUCAACGACCAGGAGGACAUGAUCCAUCGUCGCGAAGAAGUCCUCGCCAAGGAAAAGGCUGAGCGCGAGGCGCGUCUCAAGAGGCUCGAAGAGCAAGAGGAAGAGGCUCGCAAGCAGGAGGAGGCCUUCAAGGAGCGUCAAAACAUGUUCAGCAGCGGCUCCAAAGCAGCAUCGUCUGCUCUUCCUCCUCCCUCUCGCAAGUCUGGCAAGGCUGCCGCUCCGCCACCGCCGCCGCCCUCACGAUCUCGUGCUGCUCCAGCUCCCGCUCCCGCUGCUGCUGCAGCGCCUGCGCCGCCAUCCUCUCUCGCUCCUCCGGAGGCUCCGCCCGCCCCUGCACAGCCUAGCCCGACUCCUAGCACCAGCUCCAGCACCAACCCCUUCCAUCGAAUGCAGCAAGGUGCAGGCGGUCCGGCUGCCAGCCCCUCGGCAGCUGCACCUGCAGCUCCGUCCGUCUCGACGCCUGGCGGAGGCACCAAUCCUUUCUUCCGAUCUCAGCAGCCUGCAGCAGACUCGAAUCUUCCCCCCGCUAGUCGUGCCACCCCUCCCGUAUCUGCACAGCCCACAGGUGCCACUCCGACAUCGACCUCGCGCACCCUUCACACCGCGCCAAAGCACGACGACGACGACUGGGAGGAUUCCGACAAGGAGGAUGAAGACGAAGAGGCGGACGGACCUGGGUCUAGCACUCGUGCCACGCGCCAGAACCUUGCACAGGCUCUGUUCAGCAACUUGAUUCCAAGCAGUGGCCGAUCCACUCCUCCUGCCUCUGCACCGACUGCGCCGCCUCCGCCCCCCGCGCCGCCUGCCGCCCCGGAUGCACCACCUGCCCCUGCCGCACCUGCCGCACCUGCGGCUCCUGCUGCUCCUGUCAUCAAGCCGGCUGCUGGACCAGUCGAUCGCGGUGCUUUGCUUGGCCAGAUUCAAGGUGGUCUGAGACUUAAAAAGGCGCAGACCAACGAUCGUUCCAAGGCGCUCGUUACUGGUAGCGUCAUCGGAGAUGCUUCAGCGCCUGUGCAGAAGUACGUUCCCCCUCCUAGCCCGCCGGCGGCUCCUGAAAUGUCCUCUGCCGUCGAGGAGCGAUCCGUUGCGGAAGCUGCGCCGCCGGCGCCGCCAGCUCCACCCGCACCUGCUGCUCCCAGCAUGCCUGGCUCCUUUGACGCAGCUGCUGGUGGCGGAGAUUUCGCAGGAGGCAAUCCGAACCGACAAAGCGUGGAUUGGGCCAACAGCCUUGCCAAUGACCAGGCCAAUACCAAGUCGGCCUUUGUGCCCGAUGAGCCAUCGGUGCGGGAGGAAGCUGAGGAGGACAGCGCCGACGAGGACGAAGGACCCGAAGAUCUCGAUGCCGUCCGCAAGCCGGCCAACGGUCACGCCGCCUUGGGCGCUGACGAGGUGGAAGGCUUUGACCUCUCACGCACCGUGCGUGUCCGCACUCUGUACAGCUACGCCGGUCAGCGUGAUGAGGAUCUGUCCUUCGAAGAAAACGACGUGCUGUCUGCUCAUCCUGCCAAGGAUGCUGACAGCGCCUGGUGGUACGGAUCGCUCGCGAGCGGAACCAAGAAGGGCUUCUUCCCGCGCUCGUACGUCGAGCCUAUCGAUUCUCCCGCCAAGGCCAAGGCAAUUUACGAUUACUCGGGAGCCUCCUCGGAGGAAGCCAGCUUCGCCGAGGGCGACACGCUCAACGUCGUCGAUCAGGAGGACGCAAACUGGUGGCGCGUCGAUGUUGGCGGGCCCAAGAUUCUCGUCGCUCCUGCGACGUACCUGGAGCUUUCUGGUCAAACAACGCAGAAGCUGGCACCCGCUUCCAUAUCAGCCAACGAGGACAGCGACAGCGGAUCGGGUGUCAUGGUUCGCGGUCAUUCGCAAGAGUCGGAGCGUGUUAGCAAGAACACGCCAAAGGGUGUUGAUUGGGUCAUGGUGGACGAAGAAUCGCGCAGUCUGGGCUCCUCCACCAUUCACGUCCAAGCGCCGCCGCUCGACUCUGCGAACGACACCGAGGCCGACGAACAAGCGCAACUCGAUGCAGCUCUCGAAGCAUCGCAGAAGGAUCAGCGGCUUCGAGACGUGGAUCGGAUGCGAGAAGAUCGACAGCUGCAAAAGGCGAUCGAAGCGUCUAAGAUGGAGGCGGUCGCGUACGCACUCGGCUCCAUCGAGGCUACGGGCGGCGCGAAGCAAGGAGACAGGGAUACAGUGAACGAAGCGGAAGAGUCCGAAGACAGCGACUCGACCACUGGCUGGACUUCGAGCGAAGAUGACGAUGACGAUGACGAGAACGAAACAGCUGCCACGACGGCAGCAGAGGAGGACCUGACGCCACACACGGAGGAAGAGAUACGUCAGCACACCGUCGAGAGGCUGCGCGUGCUCGAAGCAGCUGGCGUUCUCGUCACGAGCGACGCAACAGAGCGUGGGAAAGUCGGAGCUUGUGAUCCCUCUGCAGACAUCGGAGGAGCCGACGCAAGCAACUCGACGAGAUCAGCCCGUCGACCUCCUCCGCCGCCUGGACAGAAACGUCACAAGAACAUCGACGAGCUCGUCAUGCUUUCUCGGUCGCGCACGACCAAACGACCGCCAAAGCCAGAGGAGCCCCAACGUCGCAAACCGCCACAUCGACCGCGCAAAAAACCAAGUCGGGAUCUCCCUCCUGUCCCCGUCGACGGUGCUGCUGCAGCACCAGUAUCGAGCAGCGACUACACUCAGCCCGGCACGAUCCCAGAAGAUCGCAUGGAGGACGCCUACGACCGCUACCUGAAGCUGACCAAGGAAGUCUCGUUGCAGCCUAUCCUUCCCGCCACUGCAAGCGCUUCCGCUUCUGCAAGGAACGCAACGAUUGCUCCACCUUCGUCUCCGCCUCCUCUCGGCUCACCGGCACGACCAAGCUCUGCUGCUGGAGAAUCAUCUUCCCGCACGUCCGGGUUCCUGUCGACGAUCAAGUCCAUGUCGCAGCGCAAUCCUUGGACUGUCUCGUCCAGCCCAGCGCCGUCUAGUCUCGGUGGCAGAAUCGUCAGCGGACCCAUCGCUAUGGGUGCUGCCAGUCCAUCUGGCGGUCUGCUGCAACCCGCAACGAUUUCCGAGUCGCAGCAGGCUGGCACCGCCGAUGCAUCCGAGUCGUCGACGGUGGCUGCACGUGCAGGUGCUCCUUCGUGGUCGAGCCUCGUCGGGCCCGAACUGCUUUCCGGUCUCUCGGACACCGAAAGAAAGCGACAGGAAGCCAUCUUCGAACUCAUCUCGACAGAGACGGCCCACGUGCGCGACCUGCAGAUCAUUGUAGAGGUGUUCUUCAAUUCGAUGCAAAGCAUGCUCUCCGAAAAGGCAAGCACCGUCAUCUUUGCCAACAUCGAGAGCGUGCUGUUCACCGCCGUGUCGUACCUAUCGGACCUGGAAGCACGGCAGAAGGAGGAUAGGCUGUUUGUCACUGCCAUCGGUGAUGUGCUUGGAAGGCACAUGUCGGCCAUGAGCGUCUACCUGCCGUACUGCGUAAAUCAGCAAAGCGCGAGCGAGAUCCUCGAGGCGGAACGGAAGCGCGACACGCGAGUCGAUAUCCACUUGCUCAAUCUUCGGUCCAACCAUCCGGCUGCAAGAGGACUUGAUCUCAGCCACUUCCUCCUCGUUCCCAUGCAGAGGUUGACGAGGUACCCGCUGCUGCUUGCUCAGAUCCUACGCUACACGCCGGAGGAGCACAUCGACCACCUGCCUGUGAAGACAGCCAAGGAAACAGCCGAGAGCAUCCUCGCCAAGACCAACGAAGCCAUCCGCGAAAACGAAGACGCCACCGCCCUCGCCAAGCUCUCCGAAAACCUCUGGCUCGGCGAGGAAGCGCGGCUCGACCUGACCAAGCCAUUCGUCGAUCCAUCCCAGCCGGACGUCAAGCGACACCGUCGUGUGCUACGAGAUGAGAUGGUGACGAAGUCGAAAUCGGGUCGAAAGCUACGCUUGGUGCUCACCACCGACCUGCUCCUCGUGCUGCACGCCCAGGACAGCAGUCUCUACCGAAUGCCUAUCCCCAUCAACGAGGUGUCGGCGUCCGAGGCAAAGAGCAAAGGCAAAAGUGGCAAGUACGCGGAUGCGUUCAGUGUGGUUCAUGAAUUGCCGGCGAUGCAGACUUCGGACACGUUGAAGUUGAGAGCUGCAAACGCCAGGAACGCUCAAGCUUGGAUCAAGGUCAUCACAGCUGCAAGGGCUGAAGUGAAGGGUGGUAGCACCUGA
Molecule: messenger RNA, 6309 nt
Organism: Pseudozyma hubeiensis SY62
Lineage: Eukaryota; Fungi; Basidiomycota; Ustilaginomycetes; Ustilaginales; Ustilaginaceae
Exons: 3
Coding region: 1-6309 (2102 amino acids)
Biological process (GO): intracellular signal transduction; positive regulation of Rho protein signal transduction
Molecular function (GO): actin binding; guanyl-nucleotide exchange factor activity; calcium ion binding
Source: RefSeq, a predicted model, not a curated record